Messenger RNA from Styela clava, 4352 nucleotides. The record is from RefSeq and is a predicted model, not a curated record. NCBI's taxonomy places the organism in Eukaryota, Metazoa, Chordata, Ascidiacea, Stolidobranchia, Styelidae.
CGUCAAUCAUUCUUUAUUGAAGUGCCUACUUUUAGUCAUUCCCCCUAAGUAAUAUCAAGCUUUAUACUUAAGUACCGGGACAGAAAUGACCCAAGAUCGGGGAAAAGUUGUCGAGUUACAAUUUUUGGAACCUUUGUUAUUGCAUGAUAUUGUAUCCAAUGGAACAACAACUGAAGUGGAAAAUGCACUUAAAAACAUCCCAGUGGAUCAACGAAAUCAGUUUCAGCAAACUGCUUUACAUGUUGCGUGUGAAUUAGGAAGACCAGAAGUUGCAACAAUUUUUAUUUCUUCUGAAGCUAAUACAGAAGCAAAAGAUCAGGAAGGAACAACUCCAUUAAUUGCUGCAAGUAGAAGUGGAUCUUUGGCAUGUGUGCAGUUAUUAUUGAAAGAUAAUGCUGAUGUGCAUGUAACGGACAAUGUUGGUUGGACAUCACUCAUGUGGGCUUCAUAUAAAGGAUACACUGAAAUAGUAUCUGUUUUACUCAAUGAGGGUGCAAAUGUUCAUGUGCUCGUAGCGUACAACAUGACACCACUCAUGUGGGCGGCAGGUCGUGGGCAUGCAAGAAUUGUCAAAUUGUUGCUAGAAAAGGGAGCUAAAGUCAAUUCAACUGAUAAGUUUGGCAGCACCCCAUUAUUUUGGGCUUGUCGUAGAGGAUUUUCCGAAGUUGUCACUAUUUUGCUUGAAUAUCGGGUUGAUGUGGAUGCUGUCGGUGCAAAUGGAGCAAACGCACUGAUAGCAGCAAUACAGAAUGGACAUGAAAGUUGUGUGAAGUUGAUUUUGAACCAAAGCAGCGUUAACGUUAAUCAUACGGAUAAAAAUACAAACUCAGCAUUAAACUAUGCGGCAAAACUUGGAAAAUAUGAGGUCAUCUUGAUGCUUCUGAAUACGGGUGCUUAUCUUAACCUUGCUGACAAGAACGGUGAUACUCCUUUGAUAAAAGCAGUGAAACACGGACAUCUCGAUGCCGUUAGGGCACUGCUGAGUCGAUUUGCAGAUGUUGACAUAAAAGGAAAGAAUAAUAUGACUGCUCUUCAUUAUUCCUGUGAGCUUGGGCACGUUGCAAUCACUCGAGAAAUUUUAGCUUGUAAUGCUGACACAGAGGCUGUAACUGAUGAUGGAGACACUCCUUUGCUCCGUGCUGUCAAAAAUAAAAAUGUUCCGAUAACCAGAAUGCUUUUAGACAAGGGUGCGAGAGUUUCGGCCACUGAUAAGAAAAACGACACCCCUUUGCACAUCGCGAUUCGUGCCCGCAGUCUUCGUCUUGUUAAACUACUAUUGCGUAAUCCACAAGAUGGUCGGUUGCUUUAUCAACCAAACAAAUCAGGAGAAACGCCAUACAAUUUGGAUGCUGCCCAUAAUAAGAGCAUACUUGCGAGUGUUUUCGGAGCAAAAAACAUGUCUCCUGAAAGUACAAUGCAACACAUUAGUGGACAAGGAAUUCCUCAAAGCUAUGAUCUAUACAGCAGUGCUUUGGCGGAUAUUCUAUGUGAACCCACAUUGAUUCCACCAAUAACAGUUGGAUUGUAUGCUAAAUGGGGAAGCGGAAAAUCUUUUUUAUUGAAGAGACUUGAAAGGCAGAUGACUGCAUUCACUAGUGCUAACAAACUGAAAUUAUUUGAAAAACCAAGUAUCAUAUCCUUCAUUGUUGUUCUGUUCGUAUCACUGUUCUUUGGGUUUCUGGCAGCAACGCUAACGGCUGACGAUUCUACGAGAGUUGUUUCGGGAAUUGAUCACUGGAUUUUCUAUAUUUCUGAUAUACUGUUCACUUAUUUGAAGGACAGGACGCUUUCUCUUCCGGCAUUCGUCUGUCCAAUUUAUUACAUUAUGGGUAUAGUCGUUAUUGGAGUUGUUGUUGGUAAAUGGAAAUGGGCCAAAUCAUUUUGGUUAGUUUUACAUAAACAAUAUUCAUAUAUAACAUUGCUAUUUAAAUUAUGGUUUAUGGAUCCACCCUCUACCAAACAAACUGAUGAUGGAAAGGCAAUUCCAGUGAGAUUUUUAUUCACAAACUAUAGUCGUUUAACUUCAGUUGGUGGUGAAACUUCUCUGGCUGAAAUGAUCGGUUUGCUUAGUUGUCUGGCAGAAAAAAAUUUAGGAUUUCUUGCUGUUCGUUUGUACAGAGCGUUCAGAGAUGAAAUGCAAGAACGGCAUCCGGUACCUAAAUACAAAAAAUUUUGUUGUAUACCAACGUUUGUUUUGGGCGCUUUCUUGCUAAUUUCUGUUGGUACAAUUAUUCUGAUGAUAACAUCUGCUUAUGGCCCUGAACCUACCCUUAUCAAGUCCGCGAAUUCAACGCAAAAUUAUUUGUCAGCAGUUGAUGGAACAAUGCUUGCUAUAGGUGCAUUGGAUAUUUUCAUUUUGUUUUUGGCUGCGCCUACUAUCGUAGCUAUGUGCGGUGCUCUGAUUUGGUCACAACGGAAAAGAGUUUUGUCUGCUGCUCAUCACACAAAGUCACAAGAAAGAUUAAUGCAACAAUUAAAACACGAAGUCGAUUUAUUGUGUCGAACGGUUAUUGCGAUCGAUGCAUUUACAGAUACGCAAACAAGAAUGUGUGUGACAAUAAAUGGCCUCGACUCUUGUGAACAAGACAAAGUCUUACAGGUAUUGGACACCGUUCAUGUUUUAUUUUCACAACGUCCUUACGUUACAAUACUUGCGAUAGAUCCGGUUAUCAUUUCGAAGGCUAUACAUGGAAAUUUAAACAGUGUAUUCCGUGAUGCAAAUAUCAGUGGAUACGAUUACCUGAAAAAUAUUGUACAUCUGCCUUUUUAUCUGAAAGACCGGACAAAAAAUACGCAGUACAAGAGGAAUGCAACUGAUCGCGAGGACAAGACUUCAGAUGAUGAAACAGAGCCUGAAACUAAUGGAGUUGUUUUAGAUAAUACAAAGAAAAUAUCAACAACCACAAGAACUAAUUCUUUCCCAGGUAGAAGAGUGAAUGGAGUACGUCGUAGUGCGAAGUCUCUCGAUCUCGGAAAAUUAAUGUUCAGUGAAGAUUGGUUCAAUAGUGUCAGUCCUCAGUUGAUGAAAAGAAUAUUAAAUAUUGUCUCAUUGACAGGUCGAUUACUUAGAGCAGAUGGCGUUGAUUUUUCAUGGGGAAAACUUGCAGCUUGGAUCAAUUUGACAGAACAAUGGCCUUAUCGAACCUCAUUCCUGAUUCACACUUUGGAAAAAUCAGAAACCCUUUUGCCUGGUGCAGAGUUGUUAAGAAAUGUAUUCGACAAGAACCAACAAGACUUGAAUCCGAGUGACUCAAUGCUAACAAUUGAUUCGUCUGAUGGUCGCUCUUUUCGUGCUUUUUUAUCUGCAAGAUUACUGACUGUUCGAGACGUCAGAGAUUUUUUACCAUCCACCAUCAAUCUUGAUCCAAAAUUGCUUGAAUCAAUUGAACAGGAUCCUUACAAACAACUGGGGACCCCAAAUUCUUUUAAUUAUUCCGCAAAUUAUAGAAGAUAUCCUUCAGUCAGUAGUGACAUGCAAAAAGCUGAAACACAGAGCUUGCCACUUGGAACGGUAGCAUCACGUCAACCAAGUAUUGCGUCUCCUACUUAUCAGCCACUGCCAUCCGUACAGUUGGGGGAGUUGUCAACAGAAGAUGUUGCCAAUAAAUUAUACGAGAUAAAAGGUUUGGCCCCUGAAAAUGUGGAAAAAUACAUAAAUUUUGUGAAUCUUAACAAUAUCAAUGGAUCUGUGCUGGCUGCUUGUGAACUUGAUGAUUUGAAGAAGGAAUUAUUUGCUCCUUUUGGUGAUUGGUGUCUGAUCAAACAAUGGAUUUUAAUAAUGAGAUCGACUGGAGUUAAUGAAAAUUGUACACCUGUUCAGCAAAAUUUCACUCUCUAUGAAGAAGAUAAAGGUAGUUCGCUGUCUCUCGAGUUCCAGUCUUUAGGCGGAAGUGAUCGAAUUGCUUAUGAUGACGCAUUUAAAGAAUAUCUACGCUUGCAACCUGGAUACGAAUCCAAAGAAUUUACUGAUGAACCUUUAUCUGAUAAAGCAUCUGAUAGUCCCAAAUCGACUGCAGUCAAUGGUGGCAGCCCAUGCGAAGAGCUCAAUGGAGCAAAAGUUGUUAGCCCUUUGCACAGUGUUGUACCGAUGAGUGAGGCACAGGUAACACAAACUCGGUCCCCGCCCGAACACCUGGAUUUGAAGGAAUCUUCUCAUACCGUCAACUGUGAGAACGAGACCAGUCCUUUAUUGAUACUACACAGCAAUAAUAAUGCACUUUAAUUUCUUUUAAAAGAGGCGAUAAUAUAUAUGUCUUUGUGAGAUUAAACUGUCUUUUUAUGUUUUAAACGUUUGAAUGGUGCUUGCUUGUUGUUGUCUUUUUGUCGAAAUAUAUAUUACUUUGGGUGUUAAA